This is a messenger RNA of Mizuhopecten yessoensis (Yesso scallop), 2236 nucleotides long. RefSeq names its product tubulin beta-2B chain-like. Gene Ontology annotation, biological process: microtubule cytoskeleton organization; mitotic cell cycle. NCBI's taxonomy places the organism in Eukaryota, Metazoa, Mollusca, Bivalvia, Pectinida, Pectinidae. Bases 48 to 1385 code for a protein of 445 amino acids. The transcript is spliced from 7 exons. Gene Ontology annotation, cellular component: microtubule; cytoplasm. Gene Ontology annotation, molecular function: GTP binding; structural constituent of cytoskeleton; GTPase activity. The record is from RefSeq and is a predicted model, not a curated record.
CAGGGCCCGAUAACGAGAAACCUGCCGGUAACAUCACACAAACUAUCAUGAGGGAAAUUGUUCAUAUGCAGGUUGGCCAGUGUGGCAACCAAAUUGGUGCUAAGUUCUGGGAGGUGAUAUCUGACGAACAUGGCAUUGACCCUACAGGAACAUACCACGGAGACUCCGACCUACAAUUGGAGCGUAUUAACGUGUACUUCACCGAGGCUACAGGUGGAAAAUAUGUUCCCCGCUGUAUCCUCAUCGACCUCGAGCCCGGCACGAUGGACUCCGUCCGGUCAGGACCGUUCGGCCAGAUAUUUCGCCCAGACAAUUUUGUGUUCGGUCAGAGUGGUGCCGGAAACAACUGGGCCAAAGGUCACUACACAGAGGGCGCUGAACUGAUCGACUCGGCACUGGAUGUGGUACGGAAGGAGACGGAGGGUUGUGAUUGUGUUCAGGGCUUUCAGCUUACUCAUUCCCUGGGCGGUGGUACAGGGGCCGGUAUGGGCACCCUGCUCAUCAGCAAAAUCCGAGAAGAAUACCCCGACCGGAUCAUGAACACUUUCUCAGUAGUACCAUCUCCCAAGGUGUCGGACACUGUGGUCGAGCCUUACAAUGCCACCCUCUCGGUUCACCAACUUGUGGAGAACACGGACGAGACCUACUGUAUUGACAAUGAAGCCCUUUAUGAUAUUUGUUUCAGGACCUUAAAACUAACUACGCCCACCUAUGGUGACCUUAAUCACCUUAUAUCUGCCACGAUGUCAGGAGUGACAACAUGCCUCAGGUUUCCAGGUCAACUGAAUGCUGAUUUAAGAAAGAUCGCGGUUAAUAUGGUGCCCUUUCCACGACUCCAUUUCUUCAUGCCUGGAUUCGCUCCCCUUACCUCCAGGGGGAGCCAGCAGUAUCGUGCUCUGACCGUACCAGAGUUGACCGUGCAGAUGUUUGACGCCAAAAACAUGAUGGCUGCAUGCGAUCCUCGACACGGACGCUACCUUACUGCUACUGCCCUGUUUAGGGGCAGGAUGUCCAUGAAAGAGGUAGACGAACAGUUGCUGAACGUGCAGAACAAGAACAGUAGUUACUUCGUGGAGUGGAUUCCGAACAACAUAAAGACCGCUGUCUGUGACAUCCCACCACGUGGUCUUAAGAUGUCUGCCACGUUUGUCGGGAACACUACUGCCAUCCAAGAGUUGUUCAAGCGUAUCUCUGAACAAUUUACAGCCAUGUUCAGGCGGAAGGCCUUCCUCCAUUGGUACACGGGAGAGGGUAUGGACGAGAUGGAGUUCACAGAGGCUGAGUCCAACAUGAACGACCUGGUAUCCGAGUACCAACAGUACCAGGACGCCACCGCUGACGAGGAAGGAGAGUUCGAGGAGGAAGAAGGAGAGGAAGAAGCGUAACCACUGACUGAACGAAACUAAGACCAAAAACCUCCACAAAGUGUGAUAACAAUGCUAGUUUACAAUCAACAACACAUUCCGUCCAAUGCAGAAUAUUUAGAAUGUUAUAAGGACAUACUUACACGCAAAACCCAAUGUAAUAUUAUUUAUAUAUUUUUGUAAUUUUAAUUUACAAAUUAAACACUAAUGAUAAGUUAUAAUCAAUGUAUUUCUUUUCCUUUUUGUUUUAUUUAUUGAUGCCUCUCUCAAUAUUAAAUUAUUUUGGUAGAUAAUAGAACUAUUCAAAACAAAAUGUUAAGAUAUCAUUACGCCAACUUCACAACAUUGAGCGUCAGAUUGUUAAUGUCUACCACGGCCUUUAAGCCUAAUAGCCACGUUCAGUGUGAGUUAACAAUGAUAGCAUAAUAACCAAUCUCUUGUGAAACAGGUCAAUUUCAAGAUAAAGUGAUUACCACAAUAUUAACUUACCAUAAGGGUAUACAAUACAGGCUAUUGUAGUUCACCACUAGAAGUACAAGUUCAGGAGAGAAUCUAUCACUAUCCGUACAAUAGAUAAGGAAAUCUAAACCCAAAAGGUUCACUAGUAUAUAUUUAUUAUAUCGAUGAUGAUACAUGCAGUAUCACCAGUAUCACAGACAGUACAUACUUUAACCCGAUGGGUUUAGAUUUCUCUAUCCUCACAUUGUAAAUAAUGCUUUAUUAUCAUGUUUCUCAUACAUGCACAUUACUUUUACUUGAAUUUUCUCAAUAGUAUAUCGAUCUGUUUAUGUGUGACGUCAUACAACUUCCGUCUGUUUGUUUGCAACUAAUGAUACUUGUUUAUACUAUUUCUCAAUCAAUAAAAACAGCUU